Messenger RNA from Caenorhabditis elegans, 1593 nucleotides. It is a transcript of the gene C17E4.20, whose product is annotated as HOOK domain-containing protein. The record is from RefSeq and is marked reviewed. Lineage: Eukaryota; Metazoa; Nematoda; Chromadorea; Rhabditida; Rhabditidae.
AUAUCUUUAAGAUUUCCAAUAAGAAAAAUGGAGUUUUGCUCGUCGGGAAGAUUGCCGUCGUUUGUGGAUGUUCUAAGAAUUCUCAAAGAUAUUCCUGACCAAAACGAUAGAGCUCGAGUUGAAAUGUGGGCGACAGAUAAGUAUCAAAAGGAGGAUGUGUUGGAGGAGAAAUUGGAACGUUUUACAAAGCUUCUGGUCAACAAGAAAUUCAAUGAAAAAACUAAAGCUGCAAAGAUCAACCCACAAAGCAAGGAAAUUGAAAAGAGGGAUGUGGAGAUUGCCCGUCUAGAAGAUGAACUACGUGUAACUAAAAUGGAAAGUGGAAAAGAUAUGGCUGCAUUACUUCGUGAUUUUGAAAAGUUUGCAAUUAGCGAUAAGGAAUCAAAACGGAUGGUUGAAGGAUGCAAGAAAAAAAUCGAGGAGCUCGAGGAGCAGAAUCGGUUUUUGACAGUUGAGAUCACCAAGUUAUUGGAUGAGAAAGAGGCGAUGUUGAAUGAAGCUAUGGAAGAUGAUGAAGAUGAAAGUAGUGAUGAUAGUGAUAUGAGCUAUGAAGAUGAAGAAGACGACAGUGAAGAUGAAGAUGAUCAUUCUAAACUUAACCUGGACGCUGACUCAGUGGUGAAAACAAUGCAGGAUAUGAUGAAGCUAUUGAUAGAAUCUGAAAAAAAAUUCUCCAUGGUGACGAAGCAAUUAAGCAUGGUUCAACAAAACAGAGAAUCUCUAAACGAGAAAUUGACUGUGGCACGUGAGAAUGUGAAAUCGGAAGCUGCAAUGAAAUCACACUUGGAACAGAAAUAUAAACGUUUGACGCUGAAAAUGAAAAACUUGGAGGCUGCCAUGACGUUGAAGCUCGAAUUAGAGAGUUUAAAAGUUUUCGAGGAGACGAAGAAAGUGAAUAAUUUGGAAGAGACACUUAACGAGAUAGUGAAUGAGCAUCUCCAGAUACAAGAAAAUCAUAGAGCAGCAAAUGCACAAAUUAAUAAAUUGGUUGAUGAGAACUCCCAAAUCGUUCAUAAAUUGGAACAGAUCGUGGCAAAGAAUAUUAAUCUUGAAAAGAAAUCCGCCGAGCUAAAUGAGAAGAUGUCUGCCCUCAAUAAAAUAAACAUAGAACUGAUGACAUCAGAGAGACUCCAAUGCGAGAAGAGAUUAAUUGUACAGGAUAAGCUGGUCAGUCAAAUGGAAAAGAACUCUGAGCUACAGGAUGAAGUGAAGUCUCUCAAUUUGAGAAUCGAGAAUCUCGGAGUUGAAGAGCUGGAGGAUGUGGGAGAGGAUCCGAGUGUUGAACAAAUCCAAGAGAGUGCAUCAGCUGAAGAUCACGAAACAAGAUCUGAAAGCAGCACGAGUUCAACUAGUUCAUUCGAGCCAAUCGAUGACGAUUUCAGUUGGUAUUACUAAAAUUAUUUAUUCUUAAACACGUUAAAAAUUGUUAUUGUUCAUAUCAUGUUGAAAUUCUAUUUGAAACCCAAAAAUUCCUAAUACCGCCAUUACCUUAUUCUAUCAAGUACAAAAUCUACCUCCAACUUUCGUCCUUCGUGUCUUCCAAAUGUAAUAAUUUCUGUAAUACUCAUUUCAUUCAAUAAAUUAAAAAUAUGU